Chara braunii is the source of this 3643-nucleotide messenger RNA. The record is from the annotation of a GenBank genome assembly. NCBI's taxonomy places the organism in Eukaryota, Viridiplantae, Streptophyta, Charophyceae, Charales, Characeae.
AGGUUUGUCAGUCAGGGGUCAAAGUCUACGUGGUGAGGAGUGGAAUCAUUCUGAUUGUGCACCUAUCACCAUGGUGGACCUACGUAGUGGGAAUAGCACUAGUCCCUACACCCCUGAGCAGCAAGAAAAGAUGGCCGCCUUAGUUAAAGAGAAUAGAGAGAGAAAGGAGCGCGAGAAGCAAGCUAAGUUGAAGGAUAUCGCAGAGGAACAGGCGGCGAAGAUGAACGAAUUGGAGGAGGAGAUGGAGAAAAGGACGAAGGCUGCUGAAGAAGAAGCGGUAGCAGAAGAAGAGAAAGAGAGGAUGAGAAUUGAGAGUAGAGAAGGGAGUAGUGGCACGAAGGAGGAUAAAGAUGCAGAGAUGGAGAAAAAAAUAAAUGUAUGUGCCACUGGAAGGAUGUAUGUGCCACUGGAAGAGAAAGAGGCGUUUGCCAGGGCCCUCGCAGUGAUUGAGGACCCCCUUGAACGUCAAGAAGCCGAGGAGGAGAAGAGACUGGAAUGGAAGUUGAGGAUGAAGAGGGAGAAGAAGAGAAGGGAGGAAGCUAACCGGUUGACCGAAGAAGUGGAAAAGGUGCGGACGUGUAGACAGGAAGUCCAAGCACAGACAGACGUUUCUGCCAAAAUGGACAAGAUGUUGGGAUACUUAGAGGUGUUGAGUGAGGCCUGGUUAGAGGAACGACAAGCCAAUCAGGGCCAAGACAUCACCCUGAAGGCCAUGCGGUCAGGGUUUAGAGAGUUUGCGCGCGAGAUCGUCACCCACAUUGGGGGCAAAGUCAGGCAACUGAGGGAUAACGUAGGGAAGUAUUGCGAGGGCGCCAUUGAGGGUGCCAAAGCCAUAGCCGCAGUAGAGGGCGAGGCCAGACCUCGCAAGGACCYAGUUAAGCUCGAAUUCCCAGAUGCCUAUGGACGGAAGAAGGAGGAGAACUUCGACAACUGGGAAGCCAGCGUCAAUAGCUAUAUUUACCUACAGCACAUCCUGACAGAUGAGCAAGUCCUUGUAGCGUUUCAGGCCCUGAAGGAUGAGGCGGCUAGUUUUGCGAGGUCCCUUGCGCGCGCAGCCGGUUGUGAAAACAACCUGGUUGCAUAUUCCAAAGUCACCCCCCUCCCUCAAUUCCUCAAGCUCCUGAAGGAGCGGUUUGCCGACCCAACGAGAGGCAUUCGUGCCUCUGACAAGUUACAAACAAUCCACUCACGACAGUGGAGGAGUGCAAGGGCACUCAAGGGCGUUAUGGACGACCUGGUGGCCGUCCCAGACCAUGGGGUCACUGAGACCCAGUUGGUCCAGUUGUUUUAUCGUGCCAUGCAUGAGCCCCUGAGGGGGCAUUUCUUUGAUAAAUCUCAACAGGCCGGCAUCACUUAUGAUGCAUUGAGUAGAGAAGUCGUCCUGUAUGAGUCAAGGUCUAUGCCAGUCACCACCUUCUGGCAUCAAGACCUGGAGAAGGGGAAGAAGAAGGAUCGCACCAUCUCAGGCCAAGUAAAGGCCAAGGAUCAUCUGAUCCUAACGUUGGAGGAAGGUGGUACGGAUGAGGUCCCAUAUGAGCAGAUUGAGUGGGGCCUUGAAGAGGAGGACAGUAGCUUGGGACAGGGGAGGUCUUAUGCUGCUGUCGCGGCUGGAGGGAAGCCGCAAGGUAGAGGAGGAGGCCAGGGCCAAAGGGGCCAGGCCAUAGGAGGCCGAGGACCGGGUGCGCAGGGGGUCUUGGAGAAGCUACGAGAGGCUAACUUCAAGAUCAACGCGAAAAAGUGCGAGUGGGCCAAGACACAAGUCUUGUACUCGGCCCACGUAUUAGACGGAGAUGGCAUUAGGCCAGAGGACAGUAAGAUAGCGGCGAUUAGAGAUUGGCCGACGCCCCGCACAUUGACAGAGUUGUGGUCGUUCCUAGGCCUAGCUCACUACUACAGGAAGUUCGUGAGGAACUUCUCUACUAUCGCCGCUCUCUUGCGCAGGUUGCUAAAGAAAGAGGCAAUCUGGCAAUGGGACAAAGACUGUGCGUCUGCGCUCAAGAAGCUAAAGCGCGCGUUAAUAGAGUACCCUGUCCUCAAAGUAGCAGAUCCGUCCUUGCCAUUUGUCGUCACCACGGACGCGAGUCAAUAUGGGAUAUGCGUCGUGUUGCAGCAAGAUGACGGCAAUGGUUAUAGACCCGUAGAGUUCAUGUCGGCGAGGAUGCCCUGUGAGAAGGUCGCUACCUCCACGUACGAGAGAGAACUCUACGCUCUUAGGCAGGCUUUAGACCAUUGGAAGCACUACCUGCUUGGGAGGCACUUCAAAGUGUAUUCCGACCAUGGAACGCUUAGAUGGUUAAAGACUCAGGCCAAAAUGACACCUAAGCUAACUAGGUGGGCCGCAAAGAUAGACCAAUAUGACUUUGAGCUUAAGUCAGUGAAGGGCAAGUACAACGUAGUUGCGGAUGCUCUGAGUAGRAGAUCAKACUACUUUGGAGCCGUAGUACAYUAUCUGGAUAUAGGGAGAGACCUGCAGGAGAAAGUGAAGCAAGCGUAUGCACAGGACCCUAUCUAUAGCGACCUCCUAAAGAGAGUUAGGGAGGCCCCARAGACUGAACCAGAUUACCGCACUACARAUGGGUUGUUGUUUGAGAAGACUAAUGUGUUUGACCGCCUGUGCAUCCCCAACAACGAAGAGAUCCGCAGUUUGAUCUUAGGGGAAUGCCACGAUACUCAGGGACAUUUCGGUUCACAAAAGACUCUAGCCAACCUGAUGCGUGCGUAUACCUGGCCAGGGAUGAAGAAUGACUGCAUAGAGUAUGUCUGCAGUUGCAAAGUAUGCCAGCGUAAUAAGACUACCACACGCGCACCCCUUGGUCUUCUCAGACCCUUGCCUAUUCCGGAUCAGCCGAGAGACUCAGUGUCCAUAGACUUUAUGGACACCCAAGUCAAGAGUAGACAUGGCAAAAGUCAAGUCAUGGUCAUAGUUGACCGGUUUAGUAAGUACGCAGUUUUUGUUCCUUUGCCCUCAGAGGCAUGUACAGACUUAGUGAUACAGAAGUUCUUUGACUUUUGGGUUAGUGAGAAUGGAAUCCCAUUGUCAAUACUCAGCGAUAGAGAUAGUCGCUUUACCAGCCAGAACUGGCAAGAACUUGUGAGAGUGUACAGAUCCAAGUUGUUAAUGUCAUCUGGUCGUCAUCCAGAGACCAACGGCCAGACAGAACAGAUGAACAAGAUCCUACAGCAAGUUAUGCGCAUGUACAUUAGACCAGACCAGAUCAACUGGGAUGAGAUGUUGCCUAAGGUAGUUAGUGCCUACAACAAAAGUGUACAUCUAUCCACCUGCCGCACUCCCAAUGAGAUGCACAAGUCCUUUAGACCGCGCAGACCGUUUGAAGGACUGAAUCGGGAUCAGAUUCACAGACUACCGCCCGAUACCAGGGAGUUUGCAAUACAGCACGAGAAGGAAUUAGCCACUGUUGUUGACAACCUACGGAAGGCCCAACAUAGGAUGAUAGAGCAGGCUAAUAAGCACCGUCGCCCAUCACAGUUCCAAGUAGGCGACUUAGUCUGGGUCAAGGCAAAGGAGUUUGCGCCUGAAGAAAACAUCUCGCAGAAGUUACUGCCUGCAUAUAGAGGACCGUGGCCAGUUCUAGAAGUCAAGGGCGGAGAGGAUUGACCGUCAUACACUAUAUUGAUCCCAGUA